This is a messenger RNA of Pocillopora meandrina, 31707 nucleotides long. The record is from the annotation of a GenBank genome assembly. Lineage: Eukaryota; Metazoa; Cnidaria; Anthozoa; Scleractinia; Pocilloporidae.
AUGGAAGACGUUUAUUCUGAUGCAGUUUAUUUCAAGGUACUGCUCAAUUUCCUUGAGUCUGUAAACAUAAACUAGAUUGUAUGGAUAUUCGUCUACUAUAAGACGCGUUCCUGAAAAUUUUCAGCUGGUUUCUUUGUCAAAAGAAUUCAGUCCACGUUCAAUUGCGAAUCGAACUUAGUCAAAGUUUAACUUUGGCUGCCAAGGAAAAAUAAAAGUUUGUGCACAUAUUAAGACGCUGGCUGUCAAACGAUCGUUGAAAACUGCUGCUUUUGUUUUACUUGCCUCGUAUGGACUCUAAAGAUCUCUCCACCCACCAUCAAACAAUGAUACUAUUGAAGGAUUUUUUAAGUUACAACACGCAUUUUAUUUAAAAGCAUGAUAAGAAAGUUAGUGGUUUUUAAUAUUCAGGAAUAUUUCAUGUUUAAAAUUUAUUUACUAAUUCAAAACUUGAAACUGUAAACAAUUAAUUUUAUCGCGGUCCUUCGUACAUUUUAAUGGUGCGUUUUCCUCUGAUAAGUCCUGUGGUUUGAAAGCAACAUCUGCCUGUGCAGAAAAGCAAAUUUUAACACAUAGAUUGUUACCUGGUUUUGAUCGACAUUACACCGCGCACUCAUAAUUUUCUUUCACUGACUCAAACAUUCAACAAGGCCAUAGAAAAUUAUUUAAAUUUUCAUCAAGAUAAAAAAUAAAUGAUUGAAAGAAAAUAAAUUUAUGUCACCUCAUUUUAGGGCACCGUAGGGCGCGCACAAGCUAUACAUAUCUGAUUGACUUGUUAAGUUACAUCCCACUGAGGCUAAACUUUAAUCGUUGCAGGCAUCAACGCGAGCCCUAAGAUCCAUUGUAGUGGUUCAAAAUGCAUCCUCCUUCAGAGAGGUUCAAUCUUAAUAAAUUCGCUCCGAGUGUCCGCUCGCGCUUUUGCAUAAAAAAGAACUUGCUGCGAUCUGUAGUUGUAUAGCUAUUGAUAAAUUCCCUUAUCUCACUUUGGGACAAAUUGCUCAUUCUAGAUAAAAAGAUUAAUUUUACCAUUUUAUUUCUGCGUUGUCCUUAAAAUUCCUUGAUGAUCAGUGUUCCAGCAUGUUUAUAUUUUGGUCUUUCAUUUCGCCAGGUAACACUGACGAAAGUAAAUGACGACUCACUGACUUUCAUUAGCUUUCACCUGUCAGCAAAUUUGGAAAUCUUUCAAACUGUCAUACACGUCUUCUGAUUUAACGAAAGUGACAAAAAUGUACAAAAAUCAUAUAUAUCUAAAAAGUGCGAAAUUACGUACGUCUGUUACUGUUACUUUAGCUUGUGCUUCAUUCCCUUUAAUUUUUCUGAUUCAUUCAUUUUAACACUCAUCCAUAUUACAGAUUAUGAGGCGCCAUGCGGAAUUAUUAAGAAGCACUAUUUUAAGAGGUAAAUGCACAGGAGACAGCGAGUGAAUAACCUGAACCAACUGCAUACUACGAAAGGUAAGUUUUAUGCUCUUCAUAUGCUCUUCAACGCGCUCUAUAUCCUUUAUAGGCUUAAGAUCGAUGACAACCGUAUUGCGAUCGAUCGAUAUAUUGCUGUAAUUUAACAAUUGGAAACCUCAAUGCAUAUAUUUCUGGAAGGAAUCAUUUUCAGUGCCUUUUCUGAUCUAUAUCCUCCUUAGUCAGUGCUGAGUGUACAGAAACAGCGGAGCCCGGGGCCUGCUUUCCCCCAAAAUAGAAUAAAUUAUGUGGAAUCCCCAAAGAUACUGCAGCUGCUUCCCAGCUCCCUUCCCUCCCCUCCCGUUUGAAGACGAGAGCAUUUUCCUUCCUCCCUCCCUCCCUCCCCACACCCCACCCCCCGUGGAAUACUUAUCGAAUACUUAUCUUAAACUAGAGGGAUGAUCCAGCUUUUCAUGAAAUCCACUAUGAUGGUUUGGUGUGACAGAAGUUUCGACAUUCUGAGCGGAUGUCGUCCGAAUACGUUAUAAGAAUAAUCGUUGCAAGAAUACGUAACAUGAAUAAUCGUUAUUCUUGGGUUUAGAGAUUUUGCAAUCUCUUUUUAUUGCUACUUUGUUCUCUUAGGAGUGGAUGAGAUCUGAUCCCUUUUUUCCUUCGACUCAACAUGUGAAGAAUGUAGAUUUUUUUUUUACUUUGGUGUUGAUCGAUUCUUUUUCAGAUAAAUUCUCUUCAACCAAACACAGGCAAUGACGUCACUACAUUCAUACAAAAAUGGCGGAUUUCCCCCGUCCAGUAAGUUAUUGACUAAGAUGUGGAAUUAUGAGAACUACAAGAGACACAGGAAAAAGGUAACUAUUAGUAUUAUUAUUAUUAUUAUUAUUAUUAUUUCUCACUCUAGCAGUUUUCACUGCACAAUACUAUAAUAUGUAAAGAGUCAACAUUUUUGUCGACUUUUUUUUUCGAUUGCAUUAAAAUGACUGAGCUGCAUAAGUAAGCAUGGUAAUGCCUUUCGUUGCUAAAUGCGCAGUUGAUUUAAGUUUUCGUUGACAAGUCUUCUGUGUCAGCGAUUUCUUCUAGUUCCAGUUCUUCGUUUCCCUUUAGCUACUGUGUGGAAUACACUCCAUGCAUUUGAUAUUUAGCCACUUCUGUGAGAGCAUAACCGAAACUCGCUUGGCUGGCCUUUUAAAGGUGCUAUAUACCGACGAGUAUAUCAAUUUAGAGAUUCAAAUCUUUGAAAGUUACAAUUUCAAGCGAUUAGAGGUCAAAGAUAAACUUAGUUUAAACUUUUUUAUUUGAACGAAAGAUAUUGAUUUUUUGAUUCGUCUCGAGCGUGGGACGAAAAGAAAAUCGUAAAUCAUCGUGAGAAUUCGAACUUCGCUCGGUGCUUCUGAUUUUUCGUUCGGAUGCUUUACGGACACUCACCGAAACCUCGUUUUUGAGUUAGGCCAUAAAAUAGGUUUGUAUGAGACAAAUUUCCUACGCACUGCUUAAAUCAGCAAUGAACAAAGUUUCGUAUGUGAAAUUUAAUCUUGAAAAACUGUAAAAAAUCUUUGGCUUCUAUAAUCUUUCUUGGUUUCAUAUUUUUAUAUGGUGACAGGUAUUUAAGGGUUUGUAUUUAUUUGUUGUGAGAAAUAGUGAGCUGUCAAGUUGACUGGAGCGUGAAUGGCGAUUGUGUUUGGUUGGGAAUUUCGCCGCUAGCGUAAAAAAUUCCUAUUUUGUCAAUAAGAAACAUUACAAUAUGAAAAUGGUCUUAGCUAAAAAUUACUGUCCUCCAGCUGCGGAAUUACCAAAAAUCGUCUUAACACAGGAAAAAGAAAGGAUUUGAAUUUGCUUGUUAAUGGUCUUUUUUUUUCUUGUUUGGGUGACUUUUUGCUCAAUUAUCGAUGGUAGUCCUGUGCUCACCAAUCAAGAAAAAUCUAAAGUUGUCUAUUAUCAGGUUAGUUUUGUAGACGCACUACGCUGACUGAUGAGUAAAAUCGGCUUAACCAAUGAUCGCAGUCUGAAGAGGAAAGGAUUCUUUAAAUGGCAGACUUUGGCACUGUAUUAUUUUCAUUCCUAAUUUUGUUCCACAUGAAUACUCUGAAAGAAAAAAACUUCCUGCUGUCGCUUCUUAACAUGCAAAUUGAAACUGCAACACUUAGUUACUCUUGCGUUGUCAUAGCAAAGCAGCAUCUAUAAGGUGUAGCGUUCACGCGAUAAUCCAAUUGACAAAGGGAGAUAAACAGAUCAAUCUGUACACGAUUUAACAUCAAAUACAAGUCAGUUGAUUAUUUUCGUCCGGGAAAAUUUACAGGAGAAAGUUUCUCAGAUCUGCGCGCGUAACAGCGCCUGAUUCGUUUCUGAAAUUGCACAACUCUUUCUGGAGGCCAUUUUAAAUUUAAGGACAAGUGAUCAGGUGUGCUUCUCAGCAAAGCCAUGCAUAGUUGUUUACCUGUGAAGAAGCUGCCCGCUUGCAAUAAAACCGUGGAGAGGAGACUUAAUGACGAAAGGAAAGAGGAGUAUUCCUCAAAGGUAUGAGCCAAAUGUUGUCAAAAAUCCUUAUCAAGGUGUUAAACGUUCAUUCAGGGCCGGAAUCGCUAGAGUUCGCGUGAUUUCACGCUCAGUUGGUUCUUUGUAUCAAUCUGGCUUUAUUAUAUAUUAAGAUGAAAUUUUCUAGAAGUUGGGAAGACUACAAUAGUUUCUCUUAGUUUUCCUUCGAUUGUUCAGGAUGCAUGUGGAAGACUAGGCCAGCUUCUUCCUGCUUCGAGAAAACUCGACCAGGAAGGAAGGCAGAGGCUCAAGGGAUUUAUUUGUUUAUGCCCUUAGCUUUUAAGUAACGGCAAAUAAAACAUCAAUUAUUUACUGAUGUUACGAUGAUGUAGAUUACAUAUUAGUGUUUAUCUAUCAUCAAUGUGAAUGUUCCCAAUUGUUAAUAAUCAUUUGGUAAUUCUGAUGUCUAAUGCGUAAAACGAUAUUUUUUCACUUUCGUUUUGAUAAAGAUCCACCCUUAAAAUUGAAGACGUCAAAUCAGUCUCGAAUCUUUGUGUAUCAUUUAUGUGUUAAAUGCUUAAAAAACUCCAAUGGACUUUUGAUAGAUUCAUUUACAGUAGCUGCCAUAAAAUGUACCUUUUAUAGAAUUUAAGGACAGGACAAUUUAACGAAAUUAUUUUCGAUAAAAGAAUGAUUUUGUCAUGAAAAAAAAUUUAAAUAACUCUCUGAGUACAUCAAAAUAUUUGUACAGAGUUAGCCUAAAAAUCGCACACUAUAGCUGACAGUACAUUUAUUUAAACCAACAUAAGAUCAUAUUUACCUACGCCGCAGUAUAAUUCUAAUGAACGAACCAAAUAUACCACUCCAAAAGUUCAAAAUCAGCUGCUAUUUGAAUAAAAAAAUGAUCAAGUAUGAUUUGUUUCUGGAAGCAAAAUAUAACUUCGAUACAAAUUGCGUGGCUCUCAGUGUUCAAAAAGUCCUAUAUUGGUCGGUUUUACUUGAUCUGAUGUUGACUUUGUUUGGAAGGUCACGCUAUUUAAAUUAAUAUACUAAUAAAGGCUGGAUGAAAGCUUGAAAUGAUUCUUUAGAACAGACAUAUAUCUUAAGGUGUUCGCUUGAAAGUCCCAAUAUGACUCGAAAUUCAGGAAGUAAAUGAGGAAAUGUGAGCUGAAUGAGAUAUUUUUAGAGUUUGCGUGACUUAUGGGCAGCUCUAGGGUGGUUCCCAGUGUUAACCGAGUUGCUAUGAACGAAGGUCUCUGUUUGUUCGCUACAAGCAAAUCGAACUUCAUUUGAAUAACACAGGCAAUUUUCACACCGUCACUAAAACAACAAUAAGGGCUGACAAAAAGAUUAUGUGCCUGUAUAAUUUUCUUCUCUUUUCGUGUGAAAACGUCGCUGUCGAACGAAAAAGGCUCAUGUACGCUCCGAAGGUAUCGAAGUAAGAUUUCCCGAUAGCUCAGGCGGGUUACAAAACCCAAAGAUUCUGUCAACAUUCGCACUUAAAUUUACGGAGAGUAUUUGAUUAACGGCGAAGUAUAAACAUCGAUUGGACAAACAGAGCAAUGAGUACAGGAUUUCGCAGCAAUCCUGUCGAUCGACGCUUCCGAAGGCGACAGACUGAAGAUUAUUAUCAGCGGGUAAGGUCUGAAAAUUUGAUAUCGACAGAAAAAAACCACAAUUUUCUCAUGUGACUACUUUAAUUCUUAUUCAUAGUCUGUCUCUAUGCCGGCGAUUGUAAUUGCACUCCAUAUGUUUGUCAUCCGCUUUCACCUGUUUUAUUGAAGCGAUCGUUUAAUCCUCUCAAAUAUAAUUUACCCGCUUAGUAUGUUAGUUUGCGGUGUUGUGAGUUUAAAUGUUUUGCGGGACAAACAUAUUCUAGAAUAAUCGGUAUUUCCUAAUUUUGAUCGUUCUGUCAUUUACAUAGUAAUUGCACAUUACCGGUGUUACUUUCGAUUGACAUUUUAUAAGUUUACUGCAGUUUGAACAAUAGCCAUUUUCUUUAAUUGACCGUUAAGUCUUUCAUUUAAAUUGGUUUCUAAAUGUUUCAAGUCUCAAAAGAUCCAAAAUUAACUCAGAAACAAACUUUCUCGAUGAGAAAAUUGCUUAACUUAAUCGUGUUGAUUCUCUUAGCUAUCAUGCUGUCAGUAAUUACAUGUAAAUCCAAUUAUUUAGUGAUUAAAACUAAAUUUAAAUUUUCUUUUUUUAGUUGCAAAACGUGAAGCCGUAUCUUGAAAUUUCGCCACCAAAAGAGUAUCAACAUCUUCAGCUGUCUGUUAAAAAACUUCAGGUACGUGACAUGAUGAAACAGCGAAAUAAGAAAAAAAGCGUGCUGUGCGUGAGGGCAAAGUUUAUGCCUUGGCUUUGCUUAAGAAGAGAUACAUAAAUUUUUUAUUUUGAAUACUCCAAAUUCCGCUUUCUGUGAAGUUCUUGACCUCUUAGUAAAUCAGCAAGGUACCUCGCAGAUGUUCGGGGUAGGGUUGUAGCAUUACAGCCUCCAAACUGUGACCACAUCUGAAGAGGGGUUGACCUUCUAGUCCAUUUCCUGCUGAACUGGCAACCUUGGACUUGUAGACAUUGAAUGAGAUAUUUUAUAAAUUUUGCAACCUUACUUGUUUUGUUUGUUUGUUUGUUUUUUUUUGGGGGAGUACUGGAGGGAGGGGGAUAUAAGUGGUGAGAUGAGAUCUCCUCUCUUUUUUCUUUCCACCCUGCUUCAUUAUUCAUGGUGAUACUUGGAAAGAAUUGAAAAGUCUCUGCUGAGAUUCAUAUCUAAGGAUGGAGAAAAACUCCACAGAACCAAAAUUUGGGAAGUUUGCUACUUAGGGAUUUAACGCAACUUCUUUUCAGCACUUGUUUAAUGAAUUAUGAUGAAAACCAGGUUUCCAAGUCUAUUAAAUCAUGCUGAUAUUAAAAGAAUUUAGUUAUAAUUGCUAUUUAUGGCAAAUCUCUUAAAAUCAAUACCUCAUUGAUGGAAACUUACGCCAGACAAGGGCAGUCCACCGUUGAAAAUGGCAGUAGGUUGACAUCAAAGUUUCCUUUUCUAUUGAAUUGCUUUCAGAUGCAACAGGAGAGGCAAGCUGCUAUAGAUCGGCAAAAUGAAGUGAUUCUCAAUCAGCUGAUGAAAAUCAAGCAAUCCCCAGCAAGGGUUGAUAACUGGAACAAGGACUGGAGACCUACGUAAGGAAAUUUUUUAAAUAGUUUAUUUCACUUUGGUAACCUUUAAAUGGCACUUCAUAUGACAUACCAAUAAGUGCAUUUUAGAAAAUUUUUGAUAUUGAUUAAAAAUCAGUCAUCUGUAUGCAUGAAUUGCUAGACAAAAAAAUACAUCUUCACCUUCAUCUACAUCUUCAUCCUUCAUCUUCACAUAAGUUCUUAACAAUUGUUUUGAACUGGUAUCAUCACCCUUAAACACUUACAGAAUAUUAAACAUUUAAAGACUCAAAGUGAUUAUUGAAGAAUUACUAUAAUUGAUGAUCAGCAAUUAUUAUAUUUGAGCAGUGCUGAAAAUGUUUUUUUGUUGCCAUUAAUCAGCCAUGACAGGUUGAGAAGCUUUAGGGAACGAAAGCAAAGAAAAAUAAAACUGGAAAAUGAGGUGUGUUGUUUUGGAUAUUUGUGGUUUAAACAUUUUUAUUGUAAAAAGAAGAAUUUUUAUAAUAUGUCUAACUUACUAAGGUAGGCUAAUUGACUUAUAACUGCAGCGUGCACACUAACAACUUUGCACACUUUGCUUGCCUAUAAUAGUAGUAUAACCCCUCAACUGAGGUGGCAAAUAUAUGAUAUAGGAUAAUGUUGUAUCAAACUAAGAAUAGGAGAAUUUGACCGAGUUCUCAGCAUGGUUGUGAUGUUUUUCUUUGAAUUUUCAGAAACAACAAGAGAGAUUGAAAAAUAUUCAGCCAUAUUAUGACAUAGAAAAAUGGGUAGGACUCUCUUAUAUAAAACGUGUAGGAAAAUCUGUUUUAGUGACUGUAACUGUCAAAUUUUCUUUCCUAGUUCCUCAAAAAUUUGUUUGCAUAUUGAACGAGAUUAGUAUGUUGAUGUUUGAUGUGAUUUUGUUGGCAGGAAAAGGAUUUUAAAAAGCAUCAGUAUUACUUGACGCUGUUGGAUGGAGGAACAAAGGACUAUGAAGAGAUUGAGGAUGAAGACGAGGUAAAGGUUGACGUUUUUAAAAAGAACACUAUUUUAGUUAUCGCUGAGUUUCUAUAAGGGUGUAGUGCUAAGGGGGUUGGUUGCGGUAUGUGUUUGCCUCCAAAAACCAUUACAGCAUUUAAUUUCUACCCCCCUUCCCUGCUGGAAAACCCAUCUACUACCCCAAAUUCGUCACACUCUGAGCUUUCUGACAACUUUUUUUUUACUCAGGAAUACGAUAGCGACGAAGAAGAAGAAAAGGAAAGACUGCCUCCUGUUGUAAGUUAAACCAACGCGUUUUACAAUUUACAGUGAAGUUUCUUUGCAUUUUGCACCCGUUGCUCACCAGAAGCAGCUUAUAUUUUGCUAUCUUGAAUCGCGUUUUAGGAUAGCCCGGAUGGCGAGAAAGGGGAGAAAAAUGUGAAGAAGAAAAAUGAAGAACAAGUAAAACUUCCACCCAUCCAGAACAAAAAGAAAGGCAAAGAUGGCGGCGGUAAGAAGAAAGAGGAUUAUCCAGAACAUGUCGUGAUCAUGGACGCAGAAGACAUCAACAAAGCAAUUGAAGGUAAAAAAAAUGUUUUAAAACUCAGUAAACGUUCGAGGCCUUCUCUUAAUUUGAGCGUCUUUAAUUUGGACAAUCAGAAAAAAUUGUGUAAUGAUUGCAUGAGAGUUUACGAGCACCCUGAUUGGUCAAAAACUUAUCGUAUAUUGCACCGGUAAAACCUUAGAAAAUUGGAGUUUAUUUUACAGCAACAGACCGCACUUUCUGCCUGUUUACCGGCGAAAUAACCAUGCAGAAUGAUAGGAGAACACUAGAAAAGUUUGUAAGAUAGGAGCUGGAGGCGAGUGAUUUACUAAUUUUUCUCGUGACAGAAAGUGCGGUCUGUUGCUUAAAUAGACAAUCAAAGUUCGUCGCCACAGGCAAAGUGGACCAAAAUAAGAUACGUCCCAUAAAAAAUCACUCGUGUUUGCUUGGAAAAAUAAUUUUUGUCUGUUUCUCUUUCCGUAGAGAACGACAAAGAAAAGAUUCUUCAAAUCUUGGGGAGAGUAUCAGAAAAGAAGAAAAUGGAUAAACUAAAACAGAAAUACAAAGAGCUUUACGAUAAGGUAAGAACAAGGAAGAUAUCUUUAUGAUUGUGAUUCCCCGCAAUAAGAAAGAAGACAAAAAUUUUAAAUUUUCGAAAAAUCACAAUAUUUUUAGAUGUUGUCCAGGCGUGAAUAUUUGAAAGUUUAUCUCUUCCAUAUUUUUAAUAAGAUAGAUGAAAGAAUACGCGCGCCGCAAAAAAAAAACUAUUGUAUGUUGCACUGGUAAACCCAUAGCAGCAGUGUUUCAUAAAAAGAAAUCUUCCCGCGUUGUUUGAACAUUCCCAGUAUCUCUCGCUCAAUCACUUUCUUCUUUUCGUCUUUUCAUUAUGCGAAAACUGAAUAGGAUUUGAUGGAGGAAGUAAAACCUAAACUGGACGAGGGGCUACAAGAAACUUUAGACUGUCUUGGUUCAGGUGCCGAUGAGGACGCUAGAAAACUUUACGAAGCCAUGAAGGUUAGUUAUUCAAGUUAAUGUGAAGAUAAGACACUGUGAUCCAUCCGUGCGCGUGUACGUUCGAUGCGAAAAUUUCGUUAACUGGUGAAAUAACUUUCGAGAUAUGUACAACGUCUGACUGGCUGCUGCGUGUAGAAUUCUGCGUGUAGUGGCAUUUAAUUUCCAUGCGCUCGCAACACGCAAUUACGUGACGAUGGAAAGUCUCGACUUGACUCCUGUUUUUCUGUUUCUGGGACUGUCAUUACGUUUUUGUCAUAAUAUAGUGAACAGCAGUUUUAAUCUACUACAUUUUUAUUCAACUCAUCGCGGGUUUCGAUAGCAUGCCACAUGCCAGUCGCUAGCUUUCUCCCUCCUUCUGAUAAAGCGCAUUUUUAUUCCUGGGUUCGGAGGGGCCAAAUGAUGAGAACGAAGUGUCUUAACGCCCUGAUUCGACGUCCAGAGGGAUAUUGCUUGGCCCACCGCAUCUCUGACAAUUUUAUCGUAACUCUAUCUCAAGGCUAGAAUCCCUUCGUUGCUCAACAUAUUUUCAAACUCUCGCUAAAAUAUUUACAUUUUGCAGGGCCUGGGUACCGAUGAGGACAUAUUGAUAGAGAUUUUAUGUACCAGGACAAACGCGGUACGUUUUUGCCCCUUUUUUCAUUUAGGUUCGUGGACAGAACUGUGAUCCAUGAGUUGAAGUCUGUUCUGUCUUCGAUAAAAUUAUCACAGGUGAAUUUGACACAGGAUUUCAUUAUGUUUUUUUAACUAAUCGAUUUGCUACAUGCUCUUUCUCUACAGCAAUUGAAAGAAAUUCGAGCAGCUUACAGCAAAAGUGGGUAUUUUUGAGCCAUUAAAGAUAAAAGCAGUAAAAAGGAUAAGGUGUAAUAUUGGAACUGAGCAAAAUGCUUACUUAUCGUUGCAGAUUAUGAACAUUCGUUAGAAGAAGACUUGAAAGGUGACACUAGUGGUGACUUGGAAACUUUACUGAUGGAACUUAGUAAGGUAACAGAAAUGACUCACAUAAGAAGUAAAGAAUUUAAAGCCACCCAAAUUUAUAUUCGAAUUUCGUACUUAAACAGUGAAUGUUUGACAUUAAUAGGGCCAAAGAGAUGAAUCCACUGAAGUUGACAACAAGAUGGCUAAGAAAGAUGCAAAGGAAAUCUACGAGGUAAAAUAUAUCGCACUCAUUUCGCGUGUUUGCUCGUGUUUUUGUUCCUUAGUUCGUGUUCGUCCGUUCACUUGUCUCUUCGAUUGCUCACUCGUGUGCUUGUUUAUUUAUUUGUGGUAUUGUAUUCAAGGCGGGUACAGCCAGCUGGGGAACGGAUGAAGGCAAGUUUAUUCGCAUUUUCACGCUUAGGAGCCGUCCACAACUCGGCGCAACUUUUCCAGAGUACAAAAAAGUGAGUCAGAGUAACGUAAUAAUGAAACAGUGUUUAUCUUUUCAAAAGGCAAGACUUCAACAUGUUGCUUUUGUGUGAGGUUAAGAGGUUGCUGUUGUAAAAUGUCAAAAUGAGUUUUUCUGCCACAACCAUUGUUGUUUUGCAUUUGUCAUUUGUCGCGGGAAAAUAGCCAUGUUGUUCGGCAGAUAUUGUUUAUCAAGUGAACACAGAAACAAUCGUCUAAACGAAUGGGAAAUUUUUUGAGGUCGAAAUUUUUCGUUGGAGUGGUGCUUGCUGUUCUUGUGAGAAGUCAUUACCCAGAGAAACUCGCUCUCUUAUUUUCUGCUUUGUUAAAGACUUGACCACUCGUCUCCAGACCUCGCGCGUUACAUUCGUGCAACUCGUUAAACAACUAACCCGUGUAUUUUACAGUUAACAAGUAAAGAUAUCGCAGAGUCGAUCGACAACGAAAUGGACGGGGAUCUACAAAAGGCGUUUCUAACGCUUGGUAAGCAUUCUCCCCCCUCUUGGCUUUCUUUUUGCAAGUAAAAUGCACCACACUGUAAUUUGCUUUUUAAUUCACCUCACACUUUUUAUUACUUGACGAUGUUUUUAUGUAUUUUCUUUCUUUUCCUAUGUUUUCCUUUAGAUAGUACCCUAUCGUCUGAUUAUAGUGCUGUAUUCCCUUUGGUUUAAAGUUUUCCGAUACUCAGUCGAAAUGCGCCCUAGAAACUUUCACAAACAGUUGCUGAAUCUCUUCAAUAGUGUCAGGCGUCAGAGAGUUUGGUGUGAUGCUCUGUUCACUUAGCUCGCUUUUGAAGAAAUAGUUUAUUCCGUCGAUUUUUUUCAACAGUUAAAUGUAUCCGUGAUCCAACCGGAUUUCAUUCGGACAAACUUCAUGACGCGUUGCAGGACGGCGACACCAAGACUGUGGCCAGAAUUAUUCUCGGGAAAAAUAAGGUGAGUGCAAAAGAAAUGCUCUUGGAAUUAAUUUUGUGUUUUUUGUUGAUGCUGUUGUUACUGAAGAGGGAUGCAUGAUUCUGGUUAAUUACACUAUAUUUGCUUGUACCUAAAACUUAACAAAUGUGCAUAAAUGAAUUAUAAAGUUUUGAAAACAUGUUGAAUAUCGUGAACUACUAAAGAAAAACUGAUUCUAGGAGAAAUCAUAGUUUUAACUGAAAAACUCCUCUACCAUUCAAUUGCACGUAUCCAUUACUGACCCAGGCUACAAUUUCGGCUUGACACUACUUUAAUGGUGAGCUGACUUAGCUGGUCUCUGUUAUUGCAGGCGCAGUUGGACGAUCUUGUAGCAGCUUAUAAGAAAGCUCAUAAGGCUGAACUGGCGGAUGAGAUCGGCAAGAAAUGUAGUGGAGAUUUGAGAACGCUUCUGCUUGGAAAGCUAGGAAAAGGUAAUAUGAUGGUAAUAGUAACGAAAUAAUGAUAUGUUUAGUAUCUAAGAAUAGCGUGGGACGAAAGCCUUCUAAAAAAGUUUUGAAAAUUUGAGUUUCCUGCGAGAAAUCGAAACCAGUGGACUAAAGAAAGAUGUUGAGCGUUUUUGUUAUUUAAUUUCAGGUGCAGAGAACAAGAAACAACAGAAGGUAUGUUGUAUUUAAAUUGAAAAGUACCUUUAAGUUUGUAAAUCAAAAGGCUGAUUUUGAAAGAAACUGUCGCCUAAGACUGAGGAGGAAUAAACACUCAAAAAGAGUUAUAAACUCUACAAUUUAUCUCCCGGAAUUUCGUGUUCAGUGAUUCAGAAAAACCACGGAGUAAUCUUCUUAACUGAGUAAAUUGAUAUCAUAAAAAUCAAAGACAAAAAAAAAAUUCCUUUAUUCAAGUUUCAAAUGGGAAAAGCAGUGUAAAUUUCUCAACUAGAUAAGACGCAAGUGAUACAACUCCAUAACGUCUUCAUUUUCUUAAACAAUACAUUUCAUAGCCGGUGAAACAAGACAAGGCGAAGAAAGAAGCUGUAAAAGAAAAACCUAAAGUUAAACCCACAGCAGUGCAGGACAAGAAAACUGAUAAAAAUACACGCGUAAGUGUUGGUGAUUCCUUCAAUAAACCUUAUGUAGCCUAGAGAUGAGCUGGGGGAAUGUGAAAGUGAAACUGGUAUAUUAUAUGUUUUAAAGCGAGCUUACUUUAGCAUGCAAAAUUCGUGGUUUUUGCCGACCCAAAUUGAAUUUUUGUUCUUAUCAGCUACCCAACGACAUGGGCGUAGCCGUUGGGGUAAAGGGGGGGGGGGUGGUACCACGUCAAAGUUGUGUCGAAAUGUUAGAACAGAGAAAAGAAUAGAGUCACAUGCAUCCCCAUUGCUGCCCCCUCCUUGGAUACUUCCCCCCCCUCCCGCUCAAUGAUCUCGUAAAUACUAUCACAAUUUAGAAGCUUUACAUCCACUUUACUUUCUACAGCCUGUAGCGAAACAGGACGCUGCCAAAGACAAACCUAAGGGAGCAGCGAGUCAGAACGACAAGAAAACAGACAAAAAUGCAGACAAAAAUAACGAGAAUAAGGAAGCCUCUCUGGAAAAAGAUCUCGAUGAGUUAAAGAAAGCUAUUGAUGGUACGUGCGCUUUUAAACGUUUACAUUCUGCGUUUCUGAAUUGUUCCAUUUUAUGUUGACUUUACGUGUAAACUGAUUUUAAUAUUGAAAACCAACUGGGACUUUCUCUGCAUUAUCCUUCAUAUUUUUCCUUUUCUUGGGUCCUGUAAAGAUUACUUUCCUCGACUUUACGACUUCCGACUUCCGACUUGUGAACAUGAUUUAGUGUGGUUUUCUGAGAUAAAAGCCGCUGUAAUCUAAGCGGUUAUUUUGUUCCCAUAAUUUGAUCGGCUGACAGCUUAAUUUGUAUAUAUAAGAUGUAGAUACUCAAAGUAUAAAUGAGUCUAAAAUUACAUAUUUUCUUCUGACAUCAGCUGGAGAUAAAGACAAAGUUGUGGACAUCAUAGCUAAACACAGCGAUGAAAAAUCCAAAUUACAACAACUGAAGGACAAAUUCAAAGAAAAACAUGACCAGGUAAAAACAUCGGUGUUGUUUAAGGGAAUUAAUAAUCUCUUUUAUUUGUUAUCAAUAUGAUAAACUAAUUUUUACUUUUCCGCACUUUUCGGGAUUUUUGCUUUAUCGUUACAUCUUUCUAGUUGAAUAUAAUGUGUCAUUUUCCUUUGAUUUUUCACAUUCGGUCUAUAAAUGACGAGUAAAUGCCCUUUUGGUGAUUGCAGGAUUUACUGGAGGCUGUCAAACCGGUUUUGGAAGAAGAACAGUUACAAGACGCUGCAGAUUCUUUAUUAAUGGAGAAUGAUUCUUAUGACGCGAAAAUCAUGUACCAUGCCAUGAAGGUGGGAAAGAAACUUUUAUACGUGAAUGUUAAUUGACUUAAUCAUGAACUCUUGAAUCUUGACACAAAUUUUUCAAUUUACAGAGGUUUAUUUUAUUGCUGAAGGAAAUUAUAAUAGCGAGUGCAGUUAUGAUCAUUGAAGUCAUUACCUCGAACAAUCUAUUGAAUCACUUUACUUUCUUUUAUCAUCGUCUCGGUAGGGCCUGGGCACCGAUGAAGAUGUGUUGAUCGAGAUUCUUUGUUCAAGAAGUAACGCGGUAAGUUCGCAUGCGCAGUGUCUGCCUGACCUUAGCUUUUGAUCUUUGGGUCAAAAGAGGUGGUAGCCUCCCUCUCUUUUAACCCUUUACACCCUCUUACCAGUAUGCACAUUCUCCAUACUGUACUCUAUACAUUUCUUAAGGUGCUGUUAAGGAGAAUUUGUUUAACAAUCAAGAGCUUUUCUUGUUGGUGAUCAUUUCCUUGUUUCUCGUGACCUUAACGUUAGAUUCAGGGGUGAUAUUGUAAGGAGAAAUUAGAUGCUCGUCAAUCUUAGGAGUCAAAGGGUUAACUUACUUCGCAAUUGGCUUUUCUAAAGACAAGUUUGUUCUUUUCUUAUCAAUACACGCAGUAGGAACGUAAACUUAAAUAGUUUUUUUUUCUUCCAAUCAGGAAUUGGCCAAAAUUAGAGAGCAGUACACAUCGAGUAAGUAAACAGCUGAGGCGAAGUAACAAAGCGAGUUAUUGGGUCAGAGUCAAACAUCAGAACAAAACAUAAAUCAUGAAAUUUUAAAAUCCCUUAAGAUUAUAAUGAUCUUAAAACAGAAUUGCAACAAACUUCCGGCAAAGGUGGAAAACAUUUAAUGACCAUAAGGACAGAUGAAUGAAAAUAAACAGCCUGUUAAUGAAAAAUGAUUGACUCAAUGAAUAAACUACCAAUAUAUAUGUAGAAAUAGAUGAUUAAAAACAAACAGGUAACCGCCAAAAGGGAGGGAAAAAGUGGACGGUUCAAGUGCUUUUACGUUGAAGCAGCUGCAAUGGGCGCGUAAGCUUGUGGCCGGCCAGUGUAAGGAAAACUUAACAUUGGUAAGCGACACUAAGCGCGGGAAAAGAGUAAGAUGUUCAAACGGUAAACAUUUGCAGUCCUCAGGAUUUUGAUGUACAGAAACCCAUUGAUUUUUUAUUUGCUUGUUCUUAUGUUUGUUUAUUUUAUACAGUCUAUGGCCAGUCGCUAGAGAAGGAUAUCAAAGGGGACACCAGUGGUAACUUUGAAGAUCUGUUGGUUGAAUUAAGCAAGGUAAGUGAAAACUCGUCUUAUCGCUUGACGAAUGAUUCUGGCUUGGAGGAAAUUUUUUGAGUUGGUGUGUCCACCUGAUAGUUUGUGCACAGUGGAACUGCCGUUCUUAGCUCCGACCAAGGUCAAAAUUAAUUUGAGUGAGAGUCAGAACGUGUACAGUGUUAACCACUAUUAGGAACAAGAUGGAAUACUCGCAAAUUGUUGGUCAAAAUUGUUGUCGGGUAACUCAGGAGGACCUUACAUAAUUUCUGUACAGCUCUUACCCAGGAUUUCCACGGUCAAAUAAUUCCGGCGGCUUAACCGAGACUUACUCCUAUACUGAAACAGACAGACUUUUGAAAAAAUGCUGAGGGCUUAAAUCUGGAAAAGGGAAGAUCAAAGAGUCACACUGAGGCACUCUUGUCUUCUUUCAACUCAUUUUUGUACGGUCAUCUUUUUUGAUCUAGGGUAAACGAGACGAAUCCAGCAAAGUUGAUAAAAGUUUAGCACAAAAGGAUGCAGAGGCAAUUAUGCAGGUAUUCAUGUUUUCUGAAGCAAUAUGUUAUCUUAGCUACUAUAGUAAAUCCAGACGAGAAGGCUCUGGUUGUCAUCUUCUCACUCCAAAUGAGGGUUUAAUGAGAAAACACACAUUAGUAAACAAGCUUCAUAAUAUAUAGAUUUAUUGAGCUUAUCUCAAGGGCACAACGCCUUGCCCCGGUCAGGACUAGAACCCGGGUCGUCCGACCCGGACCCAGUGAACCACUGGACUACUGAACAAAGCUGAGGCGUUAGUGUGCCCGCGGUACAGUUAACCGCGCAUGUCAAAAGUAGCACCUUGUACGGUCGUACGGUCGUACAUCCCAAUUUUUUCGGCUUGAUGGGUUACUACUAUUUUGUAUAAUUGUGGGGCUACGCUCUGCGAGCUCCGCUAUAACUGAAAAAGAUUGAGCCAUUGACAACAAGUUGUUCCAUGUUCUGUGUACUUUGCUGUUAGGAAUGUAGUUAGCUGACGCUUCAAUGCAGCACCGCAAGUGUGUACCGAGCGAAACAUGCGAACUGCGCGUCAUUACAUGCACCUGCGUGUAACAGAACAUGCACGUAGGUUCGUGUAAAUCAGUCAACUAAAACUCAUUAAAUGCGUGUACUGAGACAACAGUCCGUGCAGUAAGACAAAAAGUUUGGAUUCGUAACUCUUCAUAAGAUUUCCGACGAGCUCGAGCGAGCCACUGAUCUUUGUUGGGUUUCUUGCGAAGUGAUAAUGUGUGCGUCUCAAACGAGUGCAAAAUAGCUCGUCCUUUGGGUAGAAGACAAGAUCCAUUUUCUUCAAUAUUUUGAUUUGGAAUUAUCAUCACCGUUUUUUCCUUCCUUCUGUAUUUUUAAAGGCUAGCUUCCUUGGUACAGAUGAGGACAAAUUUGUGCAGGUUUUCACGCAAAGAAGUUUCCCUCAUCUCAAAGUAGUCUUCCAAGAAUAUAAAAAGGUAAAGCUGAGACAAUUAUACUAAUUGUGCGGUACGAUUAAGUAUUCUAAAACCAAAACCAAACAUCCAAUUACAAGGAAACGAUCAGAACUGAUAAAUAGUAAAAAGAAACAAACUGGCUGAAGCGCUGGAAAAUGCUACAGACUAAGUACAGAUUGGUUUUGCAUUUGAUUGGUUGAGAGGAUGGCAAGAUUUUUUUUUAGACCAAUCACAAGGUGAAGCAGAAUACAAACCCACAAUGCUUUUAACACUCGUUGAACAUUGGUCCAAAAAAUCAAGAGAAGUGUAAACGUUUGAGGAUGGAAGACGUCAAAACUGAUUGCACGUGAAAGAAUUUUCUAGAUGUACAAACCCAGAAAUUGCCACUUUGGGCAUACUAAAGUUAGUUCCUGAAGUAACCUAUGCCAUCCAUGGGUGACUGAUAUUGGUUCUUUUUUUAAACUACAGCUAACAAACCAAGAAAUGGAUGUAUGCAUCGAGGAGGAAAUGAGUCAAGACCUUGAGAAGGGAUUCUUAGCCUUAGGUAACAUAUAAACUACUCGUAAGCAGUUUCAGUGUUGGCUUAACUGGCUUGUAAGUGAUAGCUCGAGAGGGGCGUUUUGUUACGAUUUGAUGAAAUGUUUGCUUGCGGGAAAUAUUAAGGAGGAAGAUGAUUCCAUCUAUUUCGUCAAGCUUUGUAGCCAGAGUGUAUUUUUACCAGGAUCAAUAUUCUUCUUGUUCUCAUGAUUCAAGAAAGAAGGAAUUAUGGGUGUAACUCUUGUCCGUAGGGGGGGAGGGGAAAGGAGGGGUGAUUGCAAGUUACGAUAUGUGAUACGAAUUCUGCCCAAGUCCUCAUUUUCCUCUUUUGUUUCUUUAAUAGUUAAAUACACUCGUGAUCCUUCAGCGUUUUACGCUAACAAAAUUCAGAAGUCACUAAAAGAGGGUGAAACAGACACGCCAGGUCGAAUUAUUCUUACAAGUUCAACGGUAGGGCUUUUACAUGAUCGAAUUAAAAUGAGUAACUAUAUUUUAAGUACAAAUGUAAUCAGAACCUCGUCGCUAAAAAUAGCAAAUGUAAAUAACCUAAAGAAUAGAUUAGAAUCCGAGCUGGUGGGAUGCAAACUUGUUAGCAAUUUAUUACGUCUGCUACGAAAGAAAUUUGUGAGAGGGAUUUGGUUAAGGUGGUUACAUCGUUGUUGUCACCGAAUCCAGAUUGCUAGGUUACAAUUUUGCAAUUCGUCAAACGUAGUUGAUUACAUGGGAGUGGUGGUAAAAACAGAAGUAUGGAUACAUCCUAACUUAAUCAUCACACCUUUUAGCCAAGCUACUCAGUGACGAAAAACGUUCCUGCUGGUGGUAUCAUACUUACACCUUGUUCCGUGUGUUUGUUCGUUUUAGGCUGAAUUAGCAGACAUCAUGGGAAGGUACAAAAAGCUUUCUGGAAAUGACCUCUCUAAAGACGCUGAAGGAAAGUUCAGUGGAAAUAUGAAAAAGUUGAUUCUACCCAAACUCAAGAAAGGUAAAUAUUUAUUUUGUUUAAUGGCUCAUUCUUUCUUUGUUGCCGUCCAACAUUAAAAUGCUUACAUUAUUCCUUAUAUUUUUUUAAUAAUUUGUUUUCCUUUUAUGAUAGCUGGCCAGGAACAGAAAGAAAAGGUGAGUAAAUUGUAACAGCUGCCUAACUUGUAACCGAUAAAUUCUCCUGCGCUAUUCGCUUCUGGGAAACGUGACUGAAUUAAAUUCACAUACAAACGAGCAAAUGAACGAAUCAGUUCUAACGAGCACAUGACCGAGUAAGCAAACAAUGAAACGAGCAGCCGAACGAAUUAACACUAGAAAGGAAAACAAGCUUAAGACCGCCCGAAUCAGUUCGAGCGAGCACAUGACCGAGUAAGCAAGCGAGCUGCCGAACGAAUUAACAGUAGACAGGAAAACAAGCUUACGACCGCCCGAGUGAACCAACCGGCUAAUCUUUCAAUGAAAUUUUAGACGUUUAUGAGAAUCAUGACAUUGAAUGCUCACAAAAAAUUCCGUUUAAAUUUUUCAUCAAUGAAGGAAAAAGCUAGCAACAACUCGAAAAAGAAAAAGGAAACGGCUGACGUCGUACAAGUAGGCGGUGGAGGAAGGAAACCUACUGUUAACAGAAAACCCUCCCAGCAAAAGAAAACGCAUCAAGACGACAAACAAGAAUAUGCGGACCUACGCGCAGCGAUCGACGGUGGGUAUUGUCCUAAAUUUCAGGGACACUAUCUAGGAGAGGGAUGCGGGGUUCUGUGCCAAGCACUCUCUAUUGUUCUUUGCUAUAGAUCUUCUCCUUUCAAGCUAUUUAAACUAAAUGUAUGUUCUUUGUUCUUUUUUAACCUACGAAGCUAACGACAAAAAGAAAAUAAAAGAGAUUGUAUGCCGGAAUCUCAAGGAUAAGGAACAGGCCAAGAAGCUUGUCGAGGACUACAACGCGAGAUAUGGAAAGGUAAAUUUUGUAUUAUUCUUUAUAUCUUGAUGUGAAUUAAUUAGGAAAAUCCCCCUCGAGAGGGUUGAUAGUGUCCAGAGUUUUGUCUUAAAACUUUUGCAAGCGUUUUAAAUAACUUCGAUAUGUUUUUUGUAAUUUUUAUCAGGAAUUGUUUGAAGCCUUGGAUGAGAAAAUAGAUGAAGACCUUCUGGAAGCUUUAGCUGCCAUGUCCUUAAACAAAGCUCAGCACGAUGCAAGGACUUUGCACUUGGCUAUGAAGGUGGGUCAGGAGUUUCUCAACGAAUAACAGCUCGGGAUCAUUUCUCUUCUUAAAUAUCAUCCUAAGGUCAAAAUAUAAUUUAGAUUAUUCAAUUGUGAUUAGAUUCCAUUACAGAACGAAGAGACUACUAAAAUUUUCCUCGAUCCCAACAUUUGGCUUCUUCGCUAAGGUGGCAGUAACGCCCAACCAUUAUGUAUGGGGGACGGGUUCGAAGUUUCUGACGCCUGAAUUCUCUUGAGCUUCUUUGUCAGCCAUUUCUUUACUUGUUGAAUUUGUGUCUUUCAUCUUGAAGUAGCUGUUGUUCUCUUUAACCUUGUGACUUAAUCUUGCCAUUGACAUUUGCGCGCAAGUAACUACCAAUCACAAACAGUACGCGUAUCUUUUAUACGUCGUCGUCAAUAUCGACGCAACAAAGGAACAAUCAGUUAAUGCUUACAGGGUCAUAAUUACCUUUUGUCACACACUGGACGUUGUCGGUUUGUAAACUUGCGGUUUGUUUAUUUCUACAAAUUUGUACUUGCCUUUAGGGUUUGUUCACCAAGGAGAUCGUGCUAAUUGAAGUAUUCUCAACGCGAACAAAUGCGGUAGGUAUUUGUCAUGUUCCGACCUCUUUUUUCUGUUUGAGAUAUACACUGGAGUCCAAAGAUAAUCAGGGUCGUCAUCUCAUUGGCUUUCUAUAGUCUUUGGUACAUUUAUAUAGUAAGUCAAUUUAAAAUGGUGGGAUGUGACCUGGGAUUUUUACUGAUAGCGUUUUCCUUCGCCCUCUGAUCGGUCGAGAAAACUCGCGCCAACCUCAGAACUAAGUUUUUGUUAAACUAAAACCAGAAGUGACUCGGUCAUUCACAUUUUCCCGCUCUUGAGGCUUUCAACGCUUAUGUUUUCUCAAUUUUUAAUGGGCUUCUCGCGAUAUGUUCCUUUGUUUUGAUUGGCUGUUGUGAUGAUUUGGUUUGGUUUUUAGCGUUGGAUGCUCGAAGGAAACGUUAUAUAAGCUGGUGUGAAUUGCGUUUACCGGACAAUCUGCAGUGCACGUGCAGCCCUUUCGGUCACAUUCUUAAUGGAUGCAAGGACAGACUUAUAGCCUUUGUGAUCUUUUAGAAAUAUACUUCCCUUGAAUACUUUCUCUCUUUUAAUCAACAGGAAAUCGCCGCAAUAAGACAAGCCUACAAGAAAAGUAAGACAUGUUUGAGUUUCUUAUUUAUGAUUGAGGUUUUAAUUUUUCUAAUACCUUCAGCUAUCCUCAUAACAGUUGAAUAUAGGAAAUGUCAUGAUUUUACUCUUUGUAUCUAACAGUUGGCAUUUGUGUUGUUGUCAGAGUACAGGAAGGAGUUGGAACAAGUUAUCAAGGAUGAUACAAGUGGCGACUUCGAAACUCUGCUUGUUGAACUCAGCAAGGUUUGUGUGCUUAAAAAUGGCCUCAGUAUACCCGACAAACAAACACGGGAAUGAAUGAGGCAACGAAAGAACGGAUCGAUUAACGAGCAAACGAACUAAUGGAUACGAACAACCCUCUCCUUUCAUCCAUGGCUUACAUUAUGUUUUUCUUUGUCUCAAACUCUAUUUUCAUAAGUUAACAUAUGUAAACACUGAGGUAAAUUAAAUUUGAAUCAAGGAAAAAUUAGUUGAUUUCGUAUUCCCUGCUUUUAGGGUCAACGGGACGAAGGCACUGAUGUGAGUGACGACCUGGCACAUAAAGACGCAGAAUCUUUGUUGGAGGUGAGAAUCACUUGGAAUCAAAAUUUUAAAGAGAGAGCACAAUUCCCAUUGACUAAUUUUUGAAAAAGUCAAUAAUCUUGAGAUGGUUUAGAUUACAUACUUCUAUCGUUGAAAGCGACCUUCCACUUGCAUCCUUUUAACUCAGAGAUUCACACCGCAUCGUUGACCGUCUAUCAGUUUUUAAUUCUUAAUUAUUCUCAACAGGCUGGUAUAAAGAAAUGGGGCACAGACGAAGAAACUUUCAUCACAAUCUUCACUACACGUAGCUUUCCUCAGUUGAAACUAAUGCUUCCAGAAUACAAAAAGGUAAGCACUGAAUUCAGUGUAUGUUUUUGGUCACUGUUGUCUAAUUUUUCGUCUGUUUUUCUGUCUAAAUGAAGUUUGCUCAUUGUCCUUCGACAAGUUUCUUGGCCUCAUAGCUAAUAAAGCUGACUUAGAAGUUACUAGACAAACAUUUCCAGCCAACUUUUUUGUAUGGCAACUUGUGGAGGAAAAAUUAUCAUGAAGGAAAUUUACUGAUGCAAAUGAUUAAAUUAGGGCAGUUGUCCAACAAAUUGAAGGGUAUAAUGGAAAUUUUACCAAACCAAGUUUUUCUCGAUAACUGCCCUCGACAAGUUUGUUUUUCCAAUUGCAAAGUUGACAUUUUUCCUUGAUAACUGUGCUUGAUAACUGCAGCAGGUUGUUUUCCCAUGAAAAAUCAUUUCGUUGGGUUGAUAGGAUUUUUUUUCCAAUAACAAAUAAAAAAAGCAGCGAUAAAAACUCACCAUGCAGUUAAGAUUUGAGUUGAAAGUUUGAGAUUUGACAGUUGGAUUUGAUUGUAAUCCCCCUAAGGUGCUUUUGGGAAAACAAUAGAAAACAUGUUUAAAUAAAACAAACAAACAAACAAAAACUUGAGUUACAUCUAUUUGCAGUGGGCCAAGUGUGAAAUUGAAGACACAAUCGACUCUGAGAUGUCAGGUGACCUUCGGGAUGGACUGCAGACACUUGUGAAGUGUAUCAGAGAUCAGAACCAGUUCCUCGCGGACAAGCUGCAAGUUGCACUUCAAGGCAAAUCUACAGCAACAGUCGCUCGGAUUGUUUUGGGAGAGGUGAAUAUGUUAUUGAGGGUAUAACGUUUUCAUAGAUUGUUUCAUUCUCCCCCGGCUUGUCUAUUUCAUCUUUUAGAAGUUACUUUAUAAUACAAAUAAAUCCCGUCUUCUCUUUUAUGGGCCAGGCAAGAAUGCGUCUAAAUAACAGAAAGUUCGAGAUUUUCAGGGUGAAAUUACAGUGCCAAAAAAAAAAAAAGAAAUCAUGCAGUUCCCAACCAAUCAGAGCACGUUUGUCUCUAAUCACUUGUCACUGUACAAAACCAAGAGAAAAUAAGGGAGCAGAUUUCAUUAUUUUCCCUUAGCAAAACAGAUUUAUCUUCGUGAGAGAAAAAAAAAAUACAGUUUUACAGUAUAUUUUUAACCAAACUUCGUGCAAUUAAAUGUGGACAUGAAAAGGGGAUAUUUAGAUCUGUUUGCUAAAUCAAUUUUCUUUCUUCAUCCCAGGGUGCGAUUGCUGAGGUAGAGAAAGCAUACAACCAAACCUACAAACCAAAGCUUGCAGCUGAGAUCGACGCAAAAUGUAGCAAUGAAUUGAAGAAACUUCUAUUACCGAAUUUAAAAGGUAUAAAAUAAAUUAAAACGAAUUUUCAGUUAUAAAUCAAUUGAAACAAAUAACUUAAAAUUUGGCUUUAAUUAUGCGUCUUGUUAAAGUCUUAUUUUGUCCGAUUUAUAAAUUUAUGUACGCAUUCUGUUCAGUCCAAAAAGACUUCGAUAUUUCCUUGAGAAUAAUAAUUUAAUAUUUAGAACUGCAUGAAAAUUUUUGGCUUGGCUAGGAGCCCUGGCUUUGAGUGUUUCGUCAGGCGGUAAACAAAAAAGUAUGAACUUGGACUUUUUAAAUGAACGCACGGCAUGCCUGUUUUUAUCGACAUAUUCCACUUUUUGGAAAUGACUUUUUAAUACUGUAAUUACAGAAAUAUUACCAUACGAAGGAUCUUUGUGAGGCGUGCAGGUCCUAAAAAUCUAAAUCGUCCCAUAUAAGACGCAGUUGUUUAUUCCAAUGUGUAAUCAUCUCGUACAUAAUGACUCGAAGAAGCUUAGGUGUAAGGCACAGUUAAACGUCCUCUCAAUGAACACCAUGUGGAUAUGCACGUAUUGGCACCUAGAGGGCUCAUAGUUCGGAAUGUAGGCUUCUUCACGUGGACAUUGUAAAUUACACGGCACAAUUUUUAUGUCCCAUUUGUAAGCACCUUGUAAAAAUGCACCUACUCAUUAGAUUAACAAUUGUGAAUUUACUAACGGUUACCCCUUAAUGUGUACGUUCUAAAGUAAAUGGCGCACUCAGAAUGUACUUUAUGUAAGCACCUUGUAAAAAUGCACUUUGUGACAAAGCACUUGUGUUGCACUUGUUAUGUGUAGUAGAUCCUGUAAAUAAUUCGUAAAUCACCUUCCCACCUUUUAAGGUCUCCCUCACAUCGUAACAACCGUCACGACGAACAUUUCGUUCAUGCGUAUGGCGCUUUGAACUUCGAUAACUUUUUCCACCAUCCUAAAAUCAAGAUUUCGGGGAGGGGCAUCGUGGCGCUCCCUCCCCUUUUUUUAAUAUCAAUGCUGAUGCCCCAAGGGUCGGGGUGCCCGUAUUCCUUGUAAAAAUACGUUUACCUCCGCCCUCACUCCCGUCCUCUACUUGAGGCUGGACCCGCCCCUGAUCUACGGGUUUGUUUCACUAGGGAUAAAUUUAUCAUGGGUUUAAAAUUCCAUUUAAAAUGUUUUUGGGUAUUUAAAUGAUGAUGACGAUUUUAAACAAAGGGAAACAAGUUUUUAUCAACUUUAAAAUCGAGCCUCAACCCACCCCGCAAAGAGAUCUGAAUAAAAUCGGACCCCAUAUGGCGCAGAGGUCAGUAUAACACAUAAAACUUUCGUGAACCCAUAACCAAAAUUGAGCCCAUAUGAGGCAGGGGCUGCGAACGUCAUGAAAGGUUUAAGAGAAAUCCUAAGGAGAUAUGUUACGCCGUUAAAAUUGUGUAUCUUUUAAAGCGUUGCUUUUGGUUCGAUACGAAUAUCACUGGAAUUGCAUACGGGCAGCCAGCUAGUUGUACGUCAAUUGAACAAAGCGUAUGAUGUCCAAAAUGGUCUUUUCUUUUUUUCCUCUGUUUUUCUCCUUUUAUACAAAUUCUUUCCACCUUUUUACACAAAAAUAUUAGUAAGGCAAACUAAUUUUCUUCAGAUAGACGAAACUGUUACUUUUCUCUGUACUUCUCUUUCAUAACCUUUCCUUAACGUUUCACCCUUCUUUCCUAAGAGCUAAUUCUUUCUUGCAGUAUAUAAACAAAUUGGCCGAGCCUCAGUCCAGCAGCUUUUCACGCAAAGUACAGUUUUGCGUUUUCACGGGCCGAGGGGCCAUUUGAUGACAACCACAGUUUCUCUACCUUUCUUUUUGCGCACCUCGUUCACAGGGGCUCAACUAUUGAACAGAAAGUUAUCAAUGAUAGCAAGAAUUCUAAGGGGGGAAGGGUACCCUCUCAAAUAAAACUCAGCACUCAAUUAUUAGUCAUGUGUAUUGGUUAUCACAGUUAACUAAAUAAACACAUGACGAAAUAGACGAAAAAACAUUGGCAAACCCAAAUCGGAGCACGAAGCAUAAUUAAAAAAACUUUAUAAGCUUAAAGUUCCAACGUUGUAAAUUAGCCCUCUGUAUUAAGCGGACGUGCGCACCAAAAUCGAUGGUUCAGAACUUCAUCAGGCGGAGAACUAGAAGAGAAACUCUAGUGUUUUUUUCAUCGAUUUACAUUGCCAUAUUGCACUAAAUACCUUUUAAACUUUAUUUCAGUAACUGAGUUUUAUUCCAUCCACCCUUAACCGAUAGACUUGGAAGUUCGCUAAUUAGUCACUUAUUAGCUGUAUAGUCAAUCAACCACAUUUGCCCAAUUUUCGAAACUUGCAUUUUAGCAGACGCCCUGCUCCUGGCAGAAACUUAAAGGAGUGGCGUGGGUUUUAACUUUUCAGACUUCGAUCACAUAUUUUAUUCUAAGACUGGUGCGCUCAAGAACAGACAAAGCGCGUGAACUUUCUUCCAAAUGAUCCACAAAUUUAACUUUUGCGAGAAGCCACGUUUUUCCUACAAACUUGAAGAAAAGGUUUUUUUUGUACUUUUCUCACUACUAUACCAGCUGAUUCUACUCUAGAAGGAGCGAACUGUAAAAUGUGACAUAAAAUCUAGCUGAAAUUUCCAUACGAUAUGACUUCUCUUCACUCUUCCGUUACUUUCCUAAAGUCAUGCAAGUAUUAGACCAGAGUUAUCUAUAGAUUGGAAUGUCACUGGAAUUUAUUACAAAGUGGUUCACGAUGUAUCUGAAAAAAGGGUGGGACGUAGUUUUCUCAGUGGCUCAGGGAUUUUUCUCGGCAAAUUCUCCUUCAAUUUCACAUAGAAAGCCAAGAAAAGUAACAUUGACUUGACACUCGCGUGUUCCUCCAAGCUGUCUGCAGUGUGUAAGUCUUGCAUAUCUCGAAGUGCUGUUUCUCACAAGAGGGCGGCAAGGGCAAAGCAAUGAGACAAGAUAAGAGCCGGUCAUUUUAAGGACUCCAUGUAUGGUUGAGAAUUCAGGUUUACUGUAACUGAUCGUAAUAAUAGAUUGUCUGAACCGAGCUUAAGGUUGGAGUGAUAUUGAUCAUGAAUCGCAAAGGUAGACUCAGUGGCAUCAAUGUUUUUUUUUUUCUGGCCCUCAAAGUCUUGAAUGAGCAAUACUGCUAGCCAAACCCGAUGAAAUGUUGUUUAGAAAAUGUUUGAUAGAGUAACUUCCCACUUGGGGCCGAAAUAAUACUUCUACAAGCUAUGCAUGCUAAAUGUCAUACCAGCCAGCUAAGAAAAUAAAUGUGGUACUUUGAAUUGUUACCUUUCAUUUAACUCUUCAUCAUCAUGAUGAUGAAUUUUUAGAGCGCAUUCUCCAUAUAAAUAUGCCAUGCACUUAAUUAACGGUACCCUUUGGGGGACUUAAGCCAGACUGCAUUGAGCAGUUUACAACUCAACGCUGUCAUACGAACUCAAAACUCGUUUAUGCUUUAACUGCUUGAGCUAUCUUACUAAUCUCACCACACAACCUCACCACACAAAUUUCCUAGCUUCUUUUACUCCAAAACGAAUAACCUAAAAUUUUAUCAAAUUGUUUUUUGCAGAUACAGGACCUGACAAAGAACCAAAAAAGGUAGGACAGAAACUAACCUUUAUGUGACUAAGCUUUCACUAAAUCGUAUUAUAUCAACUUAUAUCAAAAGAAAUGUCUACAGAAUUUUAAAAGAAGUAGAGGGAACUUAGAUCCAACCUGUGCAUUUUCCAUGCAAAUUUAAGAUUAAGAAUCUGAACAAUUCAUCCCAAUGGCAAAUCGUUGUAGAAGAAAUUUUGAUCCACGUAAGGUGAUAGACUAAGUUUUCUUCAUAGAACGGAAAACCUAGCGGCGAGAAACCCCCUGAAAGCAAACCCACUACUGACAAGAAACCGGAAGUUGAGAGCAAGCCGGAACAAACCGCAGCGGAUCAGAAUAUGGAGACUGCUGAGAAACCGAGAGAAAGUGGCAAAGGGUCUGGUGAACAGGAAGGAGAGAAAAAGGAAGAAAGACCAAAACUGAACAUUGAGAAGGUACAAAAAUAGAUUUUGCAACUAUCGCAGACUUUCCUUGACUUAUCACAAAAUUGUGGCAGAGGAAGUCAGAUUUAACUUUUUAAGUUCUAAUUAGUUUCCUCCUACCCAUGAAUUUUUUGAUGAAAAUAAUCGAUGAGGGACAAUGGAUCAGAGUUGCGUCUGAUUUUUGCUUUUACUUUUUCUUCCUAAUUUAGGCCGAAAACCACGGUACUUUAAAGCCAGCGGAUAAUUUCAACGCAGCAGAGGACGCCGAGACUUUGAAGAAGGCUAUGAAGGGAUUUGGUGAGACAAUUAAUCAAAGAGUGAUUUUAGAAAGUCCUCGCAGAUCAGUUAGGGAAAGCCACGAAGAUGUAUCUUUGUUACCUUAAAAUCCCUAAUUUUUGCGGCGUAAUGUCUCCGAGACUCUGCUAGAGAUAGUUGUCUCACAGAAUUGGAUAACCUUCACACUGAAGCCUUCUCAGACAUGCGAUACGCUUAGCCAAAAAUCGUGUAUAGCUUGUGACUUCCGACAACUAUUUCACUCACCACAGGAAGUGACGAGGAUGCCAUCAUGGCGGUUCUUGCAGCGCGAACAAAUCAUCAACGGCAGGAGAUUGCUGCUAAGUAUCAGCAGGAGCACGACAAGGUAAUUAUUGAUGAACAUGUAACUUCUAACAAAUCAUAUGAACACUUUGUUAACAAGUGAGAUAUGAGAAUGUAUCGACUAACCAGAGGAAAACGUUUCCUUGAUUUACAAUAAACUUCCGGAGAUGUAAAAACUUAAAAACUUACAUAUCAAUCUACAGGAAAUUUGAAAGUUUGUGUAAAUUUGAAAAUUGAGAGUAUCUCUUUCUUGUUUAGCGUCCUCUCACCUUUUUUUUAUUUAUUAAUUUUAACCCUUUACAGAACCUUGUUGAUGAUUUGAAGUCAGAGCUUGGUGGAAAGUUUGAAGAUGCUAUAGUCGCUCUCAUGUCGACGCCACAAUUAUACGACGCUAACUCACUACAUGAUGCUAUGUCUGUAAGUUGACAAGUAAUCAGGGUCUCCAUAGUCAUGGGACGUUAUGCAUAGUAUCCACCAAAUUAUUUCAGUAUGGAGAUAUCAAGUGAGAUCAGCAAAGUCUUAUCUUGGUUAUACUUUAAAACAAAAACUGUGCCUUUGGAACCAGGUAAACCUUUCCUCCUACUUUUUAGGGUCUAGGAACAGACGAGGCUGUCCUCAUUGAGAUUUUAUGCUCGCGUAGCUCAGAGGUAAGUAUUUUUAAUCCUUCUUGUAGCAAAGCGCAAAGCAAAAGACAAUUUCAUACUAAAAUAAAAGUCCAGAUAUCUCUGCGUUUUCUACUUAAAUAAUAACCUAACAUUUCUAGAUCUGGUAUUUUCAAUCCUGAAAUUAAACUAAUUUGACUGUUGUAUUUUUACAGGAAAUCCAAGCGAUCAAAUCCACUUUUAAAGAAGGUAGCUUAUAUUCUUUUUGUCAUCAUAUUUUAAAUCACUCCUGCGAUAGAUAAUGCCCUCAAAUGAACUAUUCAUGACAAACAAUUUAUUUAUUUUCCCUUCAACAGUUCAUGGAAAAGACCUUGCGGAGGAAAUCAAAAGUGAAACUAGUGGGGAUCUUCAAUCCACUCUAACAAAAUUGGUGGAGGUAGGAUGCGUUCUUCUUUACACUAAAACCUGUUGGUUUCACUUGUUCAACGUUUCCCUUUUAUUCUCAACUUUCUCUAUAGCUCUGUGCCUUACUUCACCAUUGGAGUUCAGUUUUCUAGCUCCCCUUUCCAUUAUUUUCUUCUUUUGUUAAGAGCAAUUUGUCUCGGACCCAAACGAAAAAGACACUGAAAAGAACCCAGCUAUCAUAAAGAGUGUUUAAAAUGAAGUGCCUCCCCAAUUGUCGCAUUCUAUCUGACAAGGAGAAACACGUGUUCGAUAGAGUGAUUGUUGUUCUCUAAAUUUAAUUCAAAUAAAUCUUGUUGUGAUCUCUGAGUACAGUGUUCAACUAAAAUGUCACUAAUUAGGAUUUUAAUUGAUCCCUUUUUGAAGGAGAAUCCGUGACAAGCUUAUUACUAGGUUGAACGCUCAUCAAUUAAAUUACUAUUUUAAAAAAAAAAAAGUUAAACGCACGUUUUUCGCUUCUUCUUAAGGGUUUGCUCAAACCUUCUGACACUUAACCAAUCCUUACUUUCAAAAUAUAUUACAGAUCUAACCCUUGAACACUACUUAACUUUUCAUAGGGAAAGCGAAGUACUUCAGAAAAGGUGGAUGAAGAUCUUGCUUAUGAAGAUGCUACGAAACUUUUGGAGGUUAGUAUAAAGCAACCUUGGUGUAUAGGAUCAACUCAGUGGACAAUCAGCAGGUUAUUGGUUACUGAUCUUUUAAGUUCCUACACGAAUUUUCAGGGUUUUGUUAUAUCUCUUGUCUUUACCCUUAUCGUAUACAAGAACAUUAGUCCAAAUCAAAUGUAACAAUAAUACACUGUAAAAAUGUAAACUUGGAUAAAAAGCUUUUUCUUAAUACAUUUAGGCUGGUGAAGACAAGUGGGGGACACAUGAGUCUGUGUUUGUUAAAAUUCUUACAACAAGAAGCACCACGCAGCUGCAAGCAACGUUUGAAGCGUACAAACAUGUGAGUUAAACCACUUCAAUGCGCUUCCUCUUUGUAUAGUUUUCUGAAGUAAAGCUACAUUAGUUAGAAAAUGAGUAGAAUGUGAAACUGGGUUGCAUAGUUCGAUGAAAAUAUGGCUAGGGUGUUUUCAAUUGCCACUCAACGUUCUCAACGUUCAACGUUAAACGACGUUAAAUUCAGUCUUAAAUUUUGCGUCCUCGUUGAAGAUUUGAACCGCACAAACCCGUUUUAAUAAUUACGUGAAACUCUGAUGCGUGGAUAAUCUACCAAAAACAAUUAGGGUAAAAAAAAACCACAAACUUCAUCUGUAACAACCUUUUUGCACACAGCUCUCAGCUGAUAAACCCUGUCGAACUGAAAGCCUUCUGCUCGGCCAACAAAAUUAUAAUGCGGUCAACGAUGAAACCAUGGUGAUGAUAGCACGGGUGCGGGAUAAGGGGCUCCCCCCAUUAAAUGACAUAUCGGAAAGUCGAAGAAGUUGCGGUCCGCUCUUGCGGAUAUCACAAAGCUACUGAUUUUUUAUAUUCAAGUACAAACAAUGAUGCAACUCAGUCACCGUUUCUCUUGCUGGUAAUUUCUACUCAAUGUUAUGACAUAAUUAGUUUUAAAGUUAGACAACUACUUGUUACCAGCUGGCGUGUUGAUACUUAACAUCAUCAGAUUUCAAGUGGCCAAGGGAUGUUGUUGACUUUUUUUUUUCUCUUUGACAUCAAUCCCUCAGGUUGCCAAGUGUGAUAUCAUGGAUUCUGUGAACUCUGAGCUCACUGGAGAUUUCCACGAUACCGUUGAAGCGAUAGGUACAGCCAAAAAAAUUGCUUUAAAUAUCUCUAAAACUCUACUUAACCUCCUUAUCCAAUAACCCCUAGGUUACCUGUGCCUUUUAGGAUCUCCUCCCGAAAUGGUUUUCAAACAGUGUUUAUCUUUGCGUGAACUCUAAUAAUCCAAAAAAUAUUAAAUCCACGGUAAGAACAUUUAAUUCUCUCUCGAUUGUGUAGUGUGAUCUUCUUGGUGAGAGUAAUCCAGAGAGGGAACAUUGUCACUGACCGCGACUGAAGUUUUGACAACCCGACCGAAAGUCAUGAUUGGAGUCAAUUUGAUACUGAUAAUGACUUCUGUUCAGCUUUUCAAUCACUGUCACUAACAACAUUACGUGGAUGAUGAUUGACAAUUAAACAACAAGAUCAACUGUUUCUUCCGGGUUCAAACCUUUCACGGCAUUUUAUUUUUCUUUUUUCUAGUUCGAUGUAUCCGAAAUCCUCCGCUGUUUUUCGCUGAAACGUUGGAAAAAGCAAUCAGUGGCAUAGGAUCUGACAGCAAAACAGUCACUCGUGUUGUGGUCACAAGAUCAGAGGUGAUUUGUUAUGAAACUAUAAUUCCCCCUGCAAUAUGUUUCUUUGAACAUUAGAGGAGACAAUUUAGUGUGUGAUCAGGGUAACGCCUUCCAGUUGACUAAAUUAUCUGUUCUCAUGACCCCUUUGCAGAAAACGCUGAGAUUACUUUGUCUGACCACCUAAAAACCUUUAACCCCUAAAACACUCCAACAUCAGCAUGGAUUUUCUCCGUACUGUUCUUGGCAAAUUUUCUCUGGAAAUAACAGGGUGAAUUUAAUUAAAAAUCAAGAGCUUAUGGGCAUUCGUUUCCUUUGUUCGUAUGAGACUAAUGCUUCAUUCAUUAGUGAUAGUGUUGUGCCAAAUUAGAUACUAAUCACCCUCAGGCUUAACUUCAACCAAGUCUAAAUUCCUUUUCUUAUUUAUAAAACUGUAAUUUGUGGUAAAUUCUAUUUGACUUUCCAACAGACUUGGCUUACUGUUACUAUUAUUGCUUACUUUACUCCCCCCUAGUUUCCGCGGCCCUUAUAUUUAUGCUCUUUCAUCAUCAUCAUCAUUAUUGUUAAUAAGAUUCGCUUUUUAGUUUGUUCUUUUUUGGUUAAUUUUUUGUUUGCUUGUUUGUGUAGGUUGAUCUUGCUGAGGUCAAAACAGAAUAUCAAAAGAAGACAGGACAGACGUUAAGGACUGCGAUAGAGAACGAAUUGAAAGGAGACCUUGAAAAACUAUUGUUACAGAUCGUCGGUGAUUAG